AUGGACGCGAAGCAUAACCGCUAUGGGUUCGAAAUGGACACGAAGUGUAACCGCUAUGGGUUCGAAAUGGACGCGAAGCAUAACCGCUAUGGGUUCGAAAUGGACACGAAGUGUAACUGCUAUGGGUUCGAAAUGGACGCGAAGCGUAACCGCUAUGGGUUCGAAAUGGACGCGAAGCGUAACCGCUAUGGGUUCGAAAUGGACGCGAAGCGUAACCGCUAUGGGUUCGAAAUGGACGCGAAGCGUAACCGCUAUGGGUUCGAAAUGGACGCGAAGCGUAACCGCUAUGGGUUCGAAAUGGACGCGAAGC
Aspergillus novofumigatus IBT 16806 is the source of this 310-nucleotide messenger RNA. RefSeq lists its product as uncharacterized. Lineage: Eukaryota; Fungi; Ascomycota; Eurotiomycetes; Eurotiales; Aspergillaceae. The record is from RefSeq and is a predicted model, not a curated record. The annotation marks the transcript as partial. The transcript has a single exon.